AUGGAUUAUACUGUCAGAAUAUGGAAUAUUGAGACUGGUAAGGAUGAAAUUAUUUUAAAACAUCCAGAUAUGGUUACUUCUAUGAGUUUUAGUUAUAAUGGUAAAUAUUUAGCAACAGUGGCUAAAGAUAAGAAAUUACGAGUCUGGGAUGUCAGAAAUAAUAAAAUUGUCAGUGAGGGGAAAGCGCACGACAGCCCAAAAAAUCAAAGAGUUGUUUGGUUGGGUGCUGAUGAUAGAUUAGCUACUACCGGGUUUUCGCGUUUAAGUGAUCGUCAGAUUGGUAUUUGGGACGCUUUCAAUUUAGAAAAGGGCGAUUUAGGUGGGUUUUAUACUGUCGAUCAAAGCGCUGGGAUUUUAAUGCCAUUUUAUGAUGAUAGUAAUAAAAUUUUGUAUUUGGCGGGCAAAGGUGAUGGUAACAUUCGUUAUUUUGAAUUUAACAACGACGAGCUCUUUGAGUUAUCCGAAUAUAGUUCGACCCAACCACAAAGAGGAUUUUGUAUGGCUCCAAAAAGAACAGUCAACGUUCACGAAAACGAAAUUAUGAAAGCUUAUAAAACUGUUAAUGACCUGUGCAUUGAACCAAUUUCUUUUAUUUGUCCAAGAAGGUCUGAAGUUUUCCAAGAUGAUAUUUAUCCAAAUGCAGCCAGUGACCAACCUGCUUUGACUGCAGAAGAAUGGUUUUCUGGUAAAGAUGUUGAUGGGCCAAUCUUGUUUGAUUUCAAAUCCGUUUAUGAUAAUACGAAGCCAACUUUAGUUGCUUACAGUACUAAGAAUAUUAAGAAAGAAAAGGAGCAAGAACCAGAAGAACCACAUAAACAAGUUGAAACUCCAAAGGCUGCUGAAGUUAAAAAAGUUAUCGAAGAAAAGCCAACACCAGUUGUCAUGCCGGCAAUAAAUAAUAAGAGUAAUAUUGAUGAUGUUUUGAAAAAGGAUAAUGGUGUUCCCAAGUUGUUGCAAAAAGCUGUUAGUUUAGACGCCGUUAAUGGUGCUGAAAACCCAGAAAGUGAUGAAUCUAAGGACGUUAAAGAUGAAGAAUGGGAAGAAGUUAAGAAACCAGUUGAGACUUCCAAUAAAAGCAAUGUUUCUGGUAGAUCUAGUUCUGCAUCAAAAACAAAACAAGACGAUAAUCAACCUGGUACUAUUGCGGCCACAAAAGUCAUAGAAGCUCCUAAAAAAUCGAAUGCAUCAACAACUGUUAGUAGUUCAAAUAUUGUUAGUACUCCAAAAGCUACAAAUGAAACACCUACUACUGCCACUACAAGUAGCACCAGUAAAUCAAUGGGAUUAAAACAAUCUGUAGAUAAGUUGUCAAGUCUAGUUCUACAUUUGGAGUCUAUUAUUGAAGGAUUAACCAAGUCUAAUUUGGAGAAGGAUGACCGUUUGAAAGCUUUGGAAGAUAAAGUUAAUGAACUAUUGGACAAAAAAUGA
Messenger RNA from Saccharomycodes ludwigii, 1428 nucleotides. RefSeq names its product coronin (gene CRN1). Gene Ontology annotation, biological process: actin filament organization. The transcript has a single exon. Gene Ontology annotation, molecular function: actin filament binding. NCBI's taxonomy places the organism in Eukaryota, Fungi, Ascomycota, Saccharomycetes, Saccharomycodales, Saccharomycodaceae. The record is from RefSeq and is a predicted model, not a curated record. The coding region runs from base 1 to 1428 and encodes 475 amino acids.